GCCGGUGUUUCAUAAUGUAACACUGUGACAUUUGAGGUACAAAAAUUAGUUGACAUCAUAGAGGGGGGAAAAAGCCGAUGGCUUAUACCGAAAAGCGAAAACCGAAAAUAUUCGAUAACAAAUAAUAAAAUAAAAUAAAUAUCUCUAGUUAAUUCGGCAAUUAAAUAGUUUAAAUUAUUCAAUUGAUAUGUCUGACUCGGUGAAUGGGCCAGUAGAUUCAAAUAUUAAACAAUCUCCUCGGAUUUUACCAAUUUAUCCUGAAAAUCCUAAUGAUUUUUCUCGAACUUCUAGUGUAACUCAUAUCCCUAAAAUUAAAACUAGUGGAAUUAUUCUGGGACCAGCUCUGGGUAAUGGACUGGGGAUUGGAUUUCCUGGAGGUAAUGGUUUACCAAUUAGUGGAGGUGGAAUUAAACAACGAAAGAAAUCUCGACCCCAUUUAAAGAGGAAUUCUACUAUUAGUGGUAGUCAUCAAAAUUUUAUUUAUUCAGUUGAUGAUGAUGUUAAUGAAGAUGUUGAUGAUAAUAAAGAUGAAGAAAUUGAAGUAACUAAUGAUAGAGAUUAUUUGGAAGGUUAUAAUGAUGCAUUAAAGGCAUUACAUCAAAGAAGAUCUAAAUUAAUAAUUCGAUCAUCAGAUGAUUUAAAUAAAGUUAAACAAAUUGAAUCUCAUAUAACAAAAGAUUUAAUAGAUGCUGAAGAAAAUAUGAAACUUUUGGAUAAUUUUAGAGAUAAUGAUAAUAUUGCUGAUAAUACUAUUGAAUCAGAAGAAGAUUUAGAAGUAAGUUUUCAUGAAGAUAAUGAAUCUAUUCGUACAUCAUCUUCAUCAAAUACAAUAGAAUCAUUAAAUUUAAAGGAUAGACAAGCUGCUAUUAAUAAAACUCAUCCUUUUGGUAUUAAAAUUUGGAAACCUUCUUUAUAUAAAAAGCAAAGAUCGGUGGCUGCCAGAGCUGAAGAAGAUAUUCAUGAUUUUGAUCCUACAAAACCUAAAAGAAUCUUUUGGGGAGUUACCCUAACAAAUUUACUUUGGUCUUUAUUUAUUGGUAUACCAUUAUUUAUUCUUUGCAUUUCUGGAGGUUGUAUAGUAUUUAUAUCAUCAGGAUUUGGAAUUCAUCGAGCUCUGAGACCUUAUGUUCGAUUAUUAUUUAAAUUGGGUAAAUAUUGGUUAUACCCAUUUGGUAAAUUUGUACUUUUAAAUAAAGAUGAAAAUUAUUUAAAUGAAGAUGAACAAUAUGGAAGAACUUUAAAAGAAUUUCAAAGAUGGAGAUUACAAGAAGAAGGUCGAUUAUUCUUUGCUCCACCUAGAAGAAAUACUCAAAGUGCAGAAUCAAGACCUUUAUUAAAAGAUCAUAAGGGUAGACCACUUGGAGAUGCAUAUUCUUCAUUAGGUGGAGAAGAUCAAAAUAGUCAAACUCAUAAUGAAUCUAUAGUAGAUAAUGAUGAACAAGAUCUUGAACAAGAUCAAGACCAAGAUCAAGACCAAGAUAUUAAGAUGCGUCUUUUUGGUAGAGGAAGCUGGUCUUCUGGACGUUUAGCAUUUUAUCUUUUCUUUCAUGUUGUAUUACAACCAAUCUUAUAUAUAAUUGGAUUUUUUUGUUGGCUUAUAGUUUUUACAAUUCCAAUGGCUAAUAUUACUAAUACUAUAUGUUAUCAUUUAAGACGUCAUCCAUUAGCGUUAGAUUUUGAAAUUGAAAAGGAAUAUUAUAAAAGACAUCAAAAAAAGAAAAAGAAUCAAAUGAUUAUUUUAUGUACUUAUAGAUGUUGUGGAUCUCAUUAUUAUAAGUAUACAAUUGAUGGUACUAAUAUUUUCUUUAUAAAUUUAUUAGCAGCAGUUAUAUUUGUUAUAUUUGAUUUUUAUGUAUUUAAAGAACAAUUAGAAUGGGAUUCAUGGUUUACUGAUUCAACAUUUAUAUUUUGUGCAUGUCUUUUUUCAAUUAUUCCAUUAGCUUAUUUUAUUGGUCAAGCUGUAGCAUCUAUUUCUGCUCAAUCAUCUAUGGGAGUUGGUGCAGUUAUAAAUGCCUUUUUUUCAACAAUUGUUGAAAUCUUUUUAUAUUGUGUUGCAUUAAAUCAAGGUAAAGGUAAAUUAGUUGAAGGAUCAAUGAUUGGUUCAAUUUUAGGGGGAGUAUUAUUAUUACCGGGUUUAUCAAUGUGUGGUGGUGCAUUAGUUCGGAAAACUCAAAAAUAUAAUCCAAAAUCAGCUGGAGUAUCAUCAACAAUGUUUUUAUUUGCUAUGGUAGUAAUGUUUGCUCCUUCAUUAUUUUAUCAAAUUUAUGGUCCUUAUCAAAUUAGAUGUAAAAAAUGUGAAUUUAAUCUUUUUGAAGAUGAUUGUACAAAAUGUCGAUUUGUUCAACCUUCACUUGAAUUAGAUGUAUUAUAUUAUAAAAUAAUUCAACCAUUUUCUUUAAUUGUAGCUGGUUCUUUAUUUGCUACUUAUAUUUGUGGAUUGUAUUUUACAUUAAAGACUCAUGCUUCAUUAAUUUGGGCAACUCAUGAACCAACAAAUCUUAAAAAGGAUGAACUGUCCUAUAGAUCUCCAAGUGUAUCAAGUUUUGCAACUCCACAACAAAUUCCUGCUGGUUCAAGUAAAGUUCCUCAACGUCUUAGUAGUUUACCACCUUCAGCUUUAAAAUCACUUGCUUCACCAUUAAUUCAUAGAAAACUGGUGGAUGAUACUCCUAUAAAAGUGGUUGAAGAAAAUGAACAUGAAGGUGGAGGUCAUGAUGCGCCAAAUUGGUCAACCACAAAAUCAGCUAUAAUCUUAUUAGGUGCUACAUUAUUAUAUGCAAUUAUUGCUGAAAUUUUAGUGGAUACUGUAGAUGCAGUAUUGGCUGAUUAUCCAAUUGAUCCAAAAUUUUUAGGAUUAACAGUUUUUGCAUUAGUUCCAAAUACUACUGAAUUUUUAAAUGCUAUUUCAUUUGCAGUUGGUGGUAAUGUGGCAUUAUCUAUGGAGAUUGGUAGUGCAUAUGCAUUACAAGUAGUAUUAAUUCAAAUACCUUCUUUGGUAUUUUAUUCUAUUUCUAUGGGAUUUAUUAAUGUUGAACAAAUGUUUUCCCUAGUAUUUCCAAGAUGGGAUAUCAUUGCAACUUUAAUUUCUAUAUAUUUGUUUACAUACAUUUAUGCUGAAGGUAGAUCUAAUUAUUUCAAAGGAUUUAUCUUAAUCAUUAUGUAUGCGGUAGUUAUGAUUGGGUUUUGGUUUAAUGAUAAAAUUGAAUCAUUGAAUGAUGGUUAUACUGGAUCUCGCGAUUCAUAUAUUUAGUUACUUUAUGCUUACUAUAUAUAUA
Messenger RNA from Scheffersomyces amazonensis, 3275 nucleotides. RefSeq lists its product as uncharacterized. Gene Ontology annotation, biological process: calcium ion transmembrane transport; intracellular calcium ion homeostasis. The transcript has a single exon. Gene Ontology annotation, molecular function: calcium:proton antiporter activity. The coding region runs from base 188 to 3250 and encodes 1020 amino acids. Gene Ontology annotation, cellular component: endomembrane system; membrane. The record is from RefSeq and is a predicted model, not a curated record. NCBI's taxonomy places the organism in Eukaryota, Fungi, Ascomycota, Pichiomycetes, Serinales, Debaryomycetaceae.